Molecule: messenger RNA, 1097 nt
Organism: Aegilops tauschii subsp. strangulata
Lineage: Eukaryota; Viridiplantae; Streptophyta; Magnoliopsida; Poales; Poaceae
Product: photosystem II 22 kDa protein 1, chloroplastic
Source: RefSeq, a predicted model, not a curated record
AUCUCAUAAAAUGUGGCCGCGCGGCCGCAGAGCAAAGUCCCCCAAGCUGUAGCACCCCCACAGCCACAGCCACAGACGCGCGAAGCGAUAUCAUCACGAGUGAGCGUCUAGGCGGGCAUCCAUGGCACAGUCGAUGCUCAUGUCCGGCGUCAACGGCGUGGCCUCCGGCAGGAGCCUGCUGCAGGCGGCCCGGCCGUCGUCGGCGUCCACGCCCUUCUCGCGGCUCGCGCUCUCCUCCUCCUCGUCGGCGGCAGCGUACUACAAGCACAUGCCGUCCCUCUCCGUCCGGACCAUGGCCCUGUUCGGCAAGAAGACCAAGGCCGCGCCGGCCAAGAAGGUCGUUGCCCCCAAGCCCAAGACCGAGGACGGUAUCUUCGGCACGUCCGGCGGGAUCGGUUUCACCAAGGAGAACGAGCUCUUCGUCGGCCGUGUUGCCAUGAUUGGCUUCGCCGCAUCGAUCUUGGGAGAGGCCAUCACCGGCAAGGGCAUCCUGUCCCAGCUGAACCUUGAGACCGGCAUCCCGAUCUACGAGGCGGAGCCCCUCCUCCUCUUCUUCAUCCUCUUUACCCUCCUCGGUGCCAUCGGCGCGCUCGGAGACCGCGGCAGGUUCGUCGACGAGCAGCCCACCACCGGCCUCGACAAGGCCGUCAUCGCCCCCGGCAAAGGCUUCCGCUCCGCCCUCGGUCUCAGCGAGGGAGGGCCGCUGUUCGGGUUCACCAAGUCGAACGAGCUGUUCGUGGGGCGGCUGGCGCAGCUGGGGAUCGCCUUCUCCAUCAUCGGGGAGAUCAUCACGGGCAAGGGCGCGCUGGCGCAGCUCAACAUCGAGACCGGGGUGCCCAUCAGCGAGAUCGAGCCGCUCGUGCUCUUCAACGUCGUCUUCUUCUUCAUCGCCGCCAUCAACCCCGGCACCGGCAAGUUCAUCAGCGGCGAGGAGGACGACUAGAUCACGCGCGAAUGCUUUUUGGCCAUUAAUUGUACGUCCGUCCGUCCGUGCUUUGCUUGUUUGUUGUGUACGUGAGACCUUGGGGUGUACUUAGGUGUAAGAAGUUGGUCGUUGCCUUAUGAAAAACAAGAGCUAGCAGCUAAUUUGCCAUGCA